Molecule: messenger RNA, 2408 nt
Organism: Phragmites australis (common reed)
Lineage: Eukaryota; Viridiplantae; Streptophyta; Magnoliopsida; Poales; Poaceae
Exons: 1
Coding region: 101-2203 (700 amino acids)
Source: RefSeq, a predicted model, not a curated record
CCUCUAAACUUGUGCACCUGCUUGUACGAACCUUGAGUGAUAGAAUGAGAGUGUGAGAAACACCCACAAACAAACACACGGGGGAGAGGAAAAAGACAAGAUGAUCGAUAUCGCGCGUGCUGUGCAAUGGUGGGACGUGUGGCAGCUGCGCAUCCUCGUCCUCGGCAGCCUUGGCCUUCAGUGGUUCCUCCUGCUGGCUGCCCCCAUGCGCAAAUACAUCAUUCCGCCCUUGCUCAGAAAGAUCAUCUGGCUGGCGUACAUCAGUAGCGACGCUCUGUCGAUCUACGCUCUUGCCACACUCUUCAACCGCCACGCCAGGGGGAGCAGCGCCUGCGAGUACGGGGGCAAGGCGAGCUCCCUGGAGGUCCUGUGGGCUCCUGUCAUCCUCGUCCACCUCGGUGGGCGGGAGGAGAUCACCGCCUACAACAUCGAAGACAACGAGCUCUGGACACGGCACACCGUGACCCUCGUGUCCCAGGUCACGGUUGCUGUGUACGCCUUCUACAAGUCGUGGCCCAGCGACAGCGACCGCAGGCUGUUGGUGUCUGCAAUCCUGCUCUUCAUCGUUGGGAUCCUCAGUUUCUGCGAGAAGCCAUGGGCUCUCAAGAGGGCCAGCAUCAACCGGCUGGUGGCCGUGUCGUCCCUGAUAGAAGGAGAGAGGAAAAGGCCUCGUGGAUUGGAGUGCUGCUUCGCCGAGCUGGAUGACAGGUAUAAGUGUUGGAAAGAGAUGCCACGAGGGGAUGCAUCUAUCUUGUCGGACGGAGACAAAGUCCAGAUGAUACUUUCAGACCUGUCACUGUACGCUGCUGUCUCCCAUCUCAACAAACGAAGCAAGAAGAAGUACCAAGUUCUGGCGGUGUUCAGGCCCUUCACAGGGAAGGAGGAGCCUAGGCGCUGGCUGCGUCGAGCGUUCGGGCUCAUCUACACAAGAGCCAAUGUGCUCUUAACUCCUGCGUACUUGGUCUGCCAUGUGCUGCUGGUCCCGUCCCUGUACAUCGCCGCCAUCGUGCUCUUUGCGAUGAGCGUCAAGCAGGGUUACAGCCGCACCGAUGUCAGGACGACGUACAUCCUCCUGUGCUUCACCGCCGUGCUGGACGUCCUUGGUGUGCUGAUCAGUGAGCUGCUCUACAGGCUGAUGUACACAACAGAUCUCCCAGCGCUGUGCGAGACGCUUCCCGCGUACAACCUCAUUGGCUCGGUCCUCCCGAGGCUGGCCGGGUGGGCCGGGUGGGCUGGGUGGACCGGGUGGCUGCGCAAGUGCGCCACGCGCGUCGGCUUGAGGGAAGGCUACUUCGUUCACGAGAGCAAUUCCAUGUACCGCACGGUCUCGGAGUUCAUCACAUCAGCACUGGUAGAUGCUUCCAGAAAUGUAGAGAACGCCGACCUCGCCAGCUACAGAAGCUUCACCAAACGCAAUUGGACUCUGGACGAGGAUCUGCAAGGCAAAAUCGGCCCCGACUCCGAGAUACGGCGCAACCUGUGCAAGUCGUCGUUCGACGAGAGCGUCCUCAUCUGGCACAUCGCCACCGACCUCGUCUUCCGCAGGGAGCCCCCGUAUGGCUUCCGGUGCCGGCCGCCGCACGACAAACGGCUUCGUGAGAUAUGCACGGAGGCGAUAUCCAACUACAUGGCGUACCUGCUGUAUUCUCAUCCGGAGAUGCUGAUGACCGGCAGCAGGCAGCAUCUGUUCACCGAAGCCAUGCACAACAUCAAGUCCAUCCUCCAAGGCAAGAAGGAGAAGCACGGUGCUGCUGCUGCUGCCGACACCGUGCUAACAGCACAAGACGACGACAACAGCAUAGCGGAGAAGAUCAUGCGCGGAGGCGAAGCGAAGUAUGCAAGCGGCAGCGCGUCAUACCCUCUCAUCCGCGACGCAUGCGAGCUCGCCAAGGCGCUGCUGCAGAUUCGCGACGACAAGGAGAACGAGACGCGGUGGGAGCUGAUGUACCGCGUGUGGCUGGGCAUGCUCUGCUACUCGGCCAGCAUGUGCAGGGGGUACCUGCACGCCAAGAGCCUGGGCGAGGGCGGGGAGUUCCUCUCCUUCGUCUGGCUCGGCAUCUCGCUCAAGGGGGCCAAGAACCUGGCCGACAAGCUGCAGAUGCCGGAACCGGAAGACGGCGACGACAAGGAGACUGAUACCCAAGCAACCGAGGAGCAGAACAAGACGCAGCCGCCAAAGAGAAAGUUUCCGCUGAGUUACUGAUUCAUCAAGGGGUCCGGUCCGGUGUGCUACCUGUUUGUUUGUGUCAUUGCGUGUUUGUUUGUUUGUUGGCGCCGCUGCAUGCACUGCAUGCCUGCCCUGCUCUGUGUGUUCUUGCUUGCUUGAUAGUCUUCCGUACGUCUUAGCUGCUUGCUGUCGUCUGAGCGCGCGUUGAUUCGUGGCUGAAUAAGUUGAGCCUCAAGCUCUG